AUGAAUCAUGGCGAGAAUAUGGAGUCCAAUAUUGAUUAUCACAUACAAGAUGAGGCAGAGAGGCUGCUUAAAGAGAUUGAACUGAUGGUGGUAAUCUAUGCUUUGGGAAGUAUGGAAUACAGUUUACGUUCACAGUUUCAGCUUGCCAUAGUUCUCCUACUAAAACUAGAUUUUUCCAAUUGGAUUGGCGAUAUACAAGUAUAUGAUCCUGGAAUGUCUCCGGCUGAUAUCAUAGUUUUCAAGGAGCUGGGUUUUGAGGUUCUGACCAUUGAUGAAAAUUGUAAGAGGCAAGUUCGGAGACCAACAAUGUUCUACAUGCCUCAUCCUAAUUAUUAUCAUAUUGGCAACUUGGUAAAGCUGUCUUCGCGCAGUAGUAACCGUAUAUUUUCUAUCGACAAACUCGUUUCGCCAUUCAUUGACGAGAUUCGACCAUUUACUUUCAAUCCAGAAAGAUCUAAUUUGAAUGGAGAAAAUUUGCUUGGCAUUUCUUUGACGUGGAUCCCAACAUUGACAUAG
Molecule: messenger RNA, 516 nt
Organism: Lycium ferocissimum
Lineage: Eukaryota; Viridiplantae; Streptophyta; Magnoliopsida; Solanales; Solanaceae
Product: protein SENSITIVITY TO RED LIGHT REDUCED 1-like
Exons: 3
Coding region: 1-516 (171 amino acids)
Biological process (GO): microtubule-based process
Cellular component (GO): nucleus; cytoplasm
Source: RefSeq, a predicted model, not a curated record